AUGUCCGAAGUUAUCUUGAACAAUUCUUCUUGUCCCCUUGGCCAUCUUGGCUCAGCGCUUGUUGUUGAUUCUAGGGGCGUCAGUGUCGUAUCACCUUCUGAGCCAUUCAACACUUCACCCGAAUGGACCCGUAAAGACUUAGCUCUUUACAAGCAAUGUUCUCAAGAGUUUAGUACUCAACUUGCCCGGGUAGAGGCCGUUGUGGCUGCUAUCACGCAGAGUGCUAUCAUCACUGGUGCGGUCUGCGUUGGCGGCGGUCCUAUUGCGUGCAUCGCUGUCGGCGUCCUUAGUAUUCUCGCUAACUUUGCGUCGAUCUUCGUCCCUGUUGCAGGCCCUGAUAAGCCGGCGGGUGCGCUCCCGGCUAUUGGAAUGGGAUCAGUCCUCAUUCAUGAGGACUUCCAGCCGACAGAGGCAGCAAGCACUUUCGACAUGCUUCAGGAGAGUGCCCAAGAAGGUGAAUGGAUGGAGUAUGGUAACUCCACUGUUCACGGAGUACAUCACAAGAUGCAUUUCCGGAAACAAGGCCGUAUCAUGGCUAUCCGUGCCACAUCAGCAACGGGUGCAAGCCACAAGCGAGAUGACAAUAACGAUGAAGGCCACAUUGUUUCUACCUACUUUUGGGAGGAUAACAAUAGAGCCGCCUGGAAUGAUCUUCAAGGAACAGACCUUCACCCUGUUGCGGACUUUAUCGCUCAGUUUGUUGUGGACAAGAAUGCCGAUAUCUCUUGCGCCGAUCUCAUCACCGAUACUGACGGCCCGAUUGACGUUGGAGUGCUCACCGUCCACAAUAAUGGCCAGGAGUUGGGUUUGAUGCAACACGAAUGA
This is a messenger RNA of [Torrubiella] hemipterigena, 825 nucleotides long. The record is from the annotation of a GenBank genome assembly. NCBI's taxonomy places the organism in Eukaryota, Fungi, Ascomycota, Sordariomycetes, Hypocreales, Clavicipitaceae.